Gopherus flavomarginatus (Mexican gopher tortoise) is the source of this 3430-nucleotide messenger RNA. RefSeq names its product zinc finger and SCAN domain-containing protein 22-like. Lineage: Eukaryota; Metazoa; Chordata; Testudines; Testudinidae. The record is from RefSeq and is a predicted model, not a curated record. Bases 865 to 2031 code for a protein of 388 amino acids. Gene Ontology annotation, molecular function: RNA polymerase II transcription regulatory region sequence-specific DNA binding; DNA-binding transcription factor activity, RNA polymerase II-specific. Gene Ontology annotation, biological process: regulation of transcription by RNA polymerase II. The transcript is spliced from 4 exons. Gene Ontology annotation, cellular component: nucleus.
GGGGGGCGGUCUCUGACUCUGUCAGUCACACGGGGUGUUUGUUUUCUUCCUUCCUGCAGGCGGUCCGGCAGACAAUGGUCUCCGCCGGCCGGGCCGGGCUGUGAGCGGCCCCGCGGAGGCUGGCGGACCGGGGCAGGCUGGGUCUGCCGGCCGGCGCCGCGCGGAGCUCGGCUGCAGAGCGGGGCCUCCCCCGUGUGAGCUGUUCCAGUCCUGGGAGCGCCGACAGGCACUUGGACUCAGAAAUCUUAAUCGCUUGGAGCAGAAGUUGGACAAAACUCAGCAAGAGGAAAUAGGGAGACUGCAGGGAAUAAAGAGAGACAUAGGUGGUGUGGGAAGAGCCUGUUACAUAAGCAAAGUGAAGCUGAGGUACAAGUAGGGUGUGUGUUAGGUACAAGAGGGUUGCCAUACUAGAUUACGUCUGUGGUCCGUGUACCUGGGUAUCCAUCUCUGACAGUGGCCAGCACCAGAUGCUUCAAAGGGCAAGAAACCCCAGUAGAUAAAUCUGUCACAUUCUGAGCACCUUUCCCAGACCUAAAGGAGAGCUCUCUGGGUAUGUCCAGACUACCUGCCAUAUCGGCGGGUAGCCAUCGAUUUUUCAGGGAUCAAUAUCGCGUCUCAUCUAGAUGCGAUACAUCGAUCCCUGAACAUGCUCUAGUCGACUCCAGAACUCCACCGGAGCAAGCAGUGGUAGCGGAGUCGACGCUGGGAGCCACGGAUGUCAAUCCCGCAUGGUGAGGUUGGGAGCCCCGUCCUUCCCCAGGAGGCUGCAGUUGGAGCUGAAGAUGAAAAGGUCUAAUCAUGAGAGAACAUAUGUACAUGUCUCCAUGAUUACUCAUCAGUAAGCACCUUCUAUGACACCACAGCAUGGAUGUGGAGGUUGACUGGGAGUCUGAUAAUGACACUUGUGACACAGGUGAGGAGCAUUCAGAUGACUCCAGCCCUAUCUCUGAACGGAUUGGUCGCAAAGCCAGCCUCCAGCUGGAGGUAGAGGAAGAUUACUCACCACCAUCUAGUCCUGCUUGCAGCCUUGCUGGACCUUCCGUUAGACAGGAACUCCCUGUAGAAUUGCAGUGUGAAGAGGAGGAAACCCAUGAAAACUACUACCAGAAGCGUGAUUCAACCACCGCUGCAGUGUUUGUCACCUCCAGCACCAAUUUUGACCUGCAAUGUGAAGAUGAGGAUCUGGAGCUUUACUCCUCUGAGCACUCUGAGGAACCUCAGGGAGGGCUAAGUGAGGAUGAUGAAAACAUCAUUCUUAUUGAUGCCUUUGGUGAGGAGGAUCUGGAGCCCCUCUCUGGAGAAGCUUUGCCUUAUAGGUGCAAGAAGUGUGGUAUCUUUUUCCAGGAUUUGGGUGAAUUACAGGAACACAAACAGAUCCACCUGACAGAGCAUUCAUACCGAUGCCCAAUCUGUGGCAAAGAGUUCUUCCGUGCUGCGAACUUGCGAAUGCACAAGCUCAUUCAUUCAAGUGACAGGCCACACAAGUGUCCGGAGUGUGACAAGGGGUUCAUCCGCACAGCUGACGUCUGGAGGCACCUACGCAAUGUCCACAAGAUUGAACGUUCAAAAAUUUUGGGAAAUGGCAUGGUUAGGAACCCAUGGUCUUCAGUGCACCAGAACCAAAAUGGUGGUGGAGAUACCUAUCAGCAGUGUUCAGAUGACCAAAAGCCUGGAGGAGAACAGUCUAAACCUUACAUCUGUCCAACAUGUGGCAAAGGUUUCCAUAAACCUAAUCUGCUGUCGAAACACAAGGUGAUCCACCGACAGGACAAACCAUAUCAGUGUCAAGAAUGUGGAAAGUCCUUUAUCCAGCUGCUCAGGUUGAAAAGGCAUCAGCAAACUCACUCUGGAGAGCGCCCUUUCUACUGUGAGGAGUGUGGUGGAACCUUCACACGGCUGGCAUCACUACAGCGUCAUCAGCGGAUCCAUACUGGAGAAAAACCCUACUCUUGCGCUUACUGUGCUCAAGACUUCACAGAGUCAGGCUCCUUGAGGAGACAUGAACGCACUCACCAAGUGAAGAUGUCUUAGAGUCUAUAUUACCUCACUUGCUCUAGUGGUUGUUUUGUUUCCCUUCUUACCUGAGUGAAACCUGUCCACGCUUCUUAAGAAACCUCCAUACUCUACGCACAUAUGUCAGUCCAUAGCUACCUUCCCCAAAUAUUGCCAAUAUGACUCUGAUAAGGCAGCAGAGCCUCAGGAAGAACUCCAUGAUCUCUACAAGUAAAGACAUAAGUGAAGAGGAAAAAGCCCCAGUGCCAUUGAAGAAUGAGGUUAGAGAAUUUGUAGGACAAAUGUGGAGAGUGAAGGCCCCUAGAGGUGCUGGACAUUGUAGCUGGAUUUCUUUUGGGGUGUGUCAGAUUGAGUUUUUCCUAAAGAUUGGUGUGCUAAAUAGAGCUUUGGUGCCGUCCUGACCCUGAACUGAUGGGUACUGCUGUCUAGAAAGUGACUGCUCUGCAGCAGCGGAUUUGGAGAUCUGUCAUUGCAGACUGUUGCCAGGACUGCACAGUCCUCUUAGUCAGAUGUAGCCCAUCCGCACGUCUGUGAAUUCUUCCAUGGUUUUUAGUGAAGUACCUUUUAUUUGAAAGAGAAGGAUCAUGUCAGUUGCAAAAUAAUACUGUUCAGGACUUUAAUAAACUGGAAACUUAAUUAACAGUUGCACCCUUUGCGCACACACUUGCUUAUGGAUAUACUGAUCCUUCACGUGCUUAUAUAACCCAUGUCACAUGUAUGUAUAUUGGUGGAUGGAGAGAGGGUUGUAUGGCUUGCUGUGAUGGUGCAUAUGGGUACAGUGGGUUGUCCCUAUGGAUCUGUGCCAGUUGUGUCUUGGUGGAGAGCCUUUACUCUGCCCAGCUACUGUGUUACAGUAACAAAUGUUUUAGAAUUUAAAAUCACAAAAAUGCUAAUUGAAAAAAAAUAAGGAAUAUAGUGCUGUUUUUUAACACUGUAUAGUACUUGGAUUAAAGGUUCCUGAUUCCAGCUCUGAAUCUAGAAGAUCUAAUAUGGUAGUAGCAUCAAUCCUUAUCACAAAUUCUAGGGCAUUUUUUAAGGGAUUCUGGCAAUUUAAUUUCUUUUUUUGAACAGGCUAAUUAAAAAUCCUCAGUUUUGCACUACCAAACCCUUAAAAUAGAAUGCCUUUAAAUUUUUAAAACCAUUCUUUUUUAAAAAUGUGAUGGCUUCUGGCUUUUCCCCCCACCUUGUUUUUUGAGAAGGGUCUUUUGGGUUGGCCUAAGAGAAACACCUCUCCUUCUGCAUGCACUUUCAUUGUACGUGCAUACACCUUCAUCUUCUUUUUGGCUCUGCUUCUGCUAUGACUGCUAAACACCCAUUUUUUCAAAGCUCUGAGAAUGUUCACAAAAACUGCAAAGGGUCAGGUUCACUAAGUGUUGUCAAAUGCACAUGUAAAUAAACUAAAAAAGUGUGAACCAUC